AUGGCUGUCAUCGAGUUUUGUUAGAAAAUAAGAAGCUUUUAAUGUGCAUAAAUAUCGAGAUAUUUUCGUGAAUCAUGUACAUGUUUUAUAAUUUUCCAGUAGAGUUAAGUCCUACAAUUAUUAAACGUUAGUUAUAAUCAUUUAUAGAUGUUUAGUGAAAAAGCUUAUUAAGUUCCGACGAUGGCGUCCGAUGGUGAAAUUUCGUGUACGAAUGAUCCUAAUUUCGCUGUUAUUUACUCAUUUUUAAAAGUAUUUGGCAAGUUGUAUGGCUUGUAUGUGCCUACAAUAGCCAAAUUGCAAGAAUUCAUUGAGAACACACAAGAAGUGUUAGAGCCCUUGAAGGAUAUACAUCUGAGACUCUUACGACGUGCCCUUAAGUCCGUGCAGACCAAUAAAUGGGAGAAGUAUCUGAUAAAGUUUUGUCAUCAACAUGCACAUCAUCAGGAGGCUUGGGAAAUGGAAAGGUUUUCGUACAAAAAAGCUAGUACACAAGUGAAAUUAAAAGUUCUAAAGUUAUUACUAGAAUAUCAGUUCACAUGCCAUCCAAAGUUUAAAUCUGCAGUAAAUGCAAUAUCAUGUAAAGAGCUCAGACUGGACCCAAUUGGGAGGGAUAAGAAUGGUUGUGUUUAUUGGUACCAAGUGGAUGAGGAGGCAAAUCUAUGUUUGUUCAAAGAGGAUCAGGACGAAGAAACAUGGCAGUUAGUGGCUAGAAACCGAGAAGAACUAGUUAAAGUUAUAUCACAAUUGAAAAAUGGAGAAGAAGUUUGUCCCUUAAUUGUACCCAAUAAUAAUGAAGAUUCAAGCAGUGCUGAACUUCCUCCUCCAUUAGAGACAACCAAACUCGAAAAUGAUGAUGAGAAUGAGGAAGAAUUUUUAAGUCCAGAAUCAGAAUCAGAACAUGAAGAAUCCUCAAAAGAAGAAAAAGUCCCAGAACAAACCCCAGAAGUAACAGAAGAAGAAAUUAAGAAUGAAAGCCCAGAGUCAAACACAGAAACUAAACAAGAAGAAGAAGAAAAAAGUGUUGAAAGGCCUACUGAAACUUCUAGUGAUGCAUUUAUUGAAACUCAACCUGAGGUUCCUAUUGAAAAUCCUGAUACAAAUCCCACUGAGGACAAAAAAGAGCCAGAGACUGUCAAUAAUGAAUCUCCUGAAAACAAACAUGAACAAGAAGCGGUUAGUGAAGCAAUAGAGGAACCAGUCAUGAUUGUCACUGGGGAAGGCAGUGGGGCAGACUGUGAAAGCUCUUAUAUUAUAGGUGAUGAAAUUACAGAAGAUGUUAUGUAUUUUUUUGGAGAAGGUUGUGGUUAUGACAAUGAUACUGGUAACCCAGAAGUGGUGGAACAAACAAACACUCCUGAUGAAAAUAGUGAAGGAGAAAAUGGUAAUGAAGAAUGUGUAAAUGGAGAACAUCACGAAAUAGCUAAUUUAAGUAGUAAAACUAAAAUAACUAAACCUGUAAAGUUAAAAAGUAGUAUACCUUCAGUCACUAAGAGAACAUUGAGAAAACAAUCAAAUGACACAACUGACUUGUUGAAAUCUGAGUCAAAAAAACAUUGUGUUCGGAAUUCAGAUAAAUCUGAAACUUCUAAUUCAAGUAAUUCUUUGGAAAGAGAAGGAAGUAUUAAUGAUAAAAGUACUACAGAUAGUGAAACUCCUAGAAAAAAUAAUAUUAAAAAAAGUAUUAAAGUAAAAAAGAAACUUGAUAUAACAAAACAGAAACAGCAGGAUAAGAAAGAAAUGUUAAAUUCUGUAUCUGAGACUGAUAAUGGUCAUGAUAGUAAAUCAAGUAUUAUAGAAAAAAGGAAAAGUAGUGUUUCAUCAGUGGAUCAAGAUGAAGGAGAUCACAUAAAUAAUGAAAAGGAAGCAAGUCCUGAUAAAGAAAUCAAAAUUGAAGAUCCUUUGCCCUCUAAGAAAUCACGAUUGGAAACUACUCCAGAGAGUGAUGUCAACAUCUCACAUUCCAAGGACUCCAUAGAUAAGGUAGAUAAUGUAAAUAACAGUGAAAAUAAUGAGAUUAUAAAUAAAGACCCAGAAGACAUUAAGAAUGCAGUAACACAUAGAAAAAAGAUCAAAGCAAGUAAAGGGAAGUUUAAAAGAAAAAAGUUUCUCAAAAAUGCAAACAACAGUGAUACAGUUUUAGGGACAAGUGUUGAUAAGGAUGUUAGUGUUAAGGAUAAGAAAUCUAAAUCAUUAAAACGAUCACUUUUAGAUGCUACCAUGAGUGAUAAAAAUAAAUCGGAAUCUCAAACCGAGACUGAAGAUGAUGAGCCAGUGACAAAAGGAAAACGACAGAAAACUAAACCUAAGAAGAUUUUAACUACUACAAGGAAAAAAGUAGAGGCCAAACUUUUAGAGAAGCAAUCCAGUGAUGAAUCUGAAGAGGAAACACUUUAUAGUAUAGCUGGAAAGAAAUCAAAUAAAAAGAAUCUUAAAAAGAAACCUAAAAGUAAAGAAAAACUAAAAGAUAAAGCUAAGAAGAAAUUGGCUGCACAUUCAGAUGAAUCUGAUGCUGCUCCUGUUAGGCAAUCCCGGAGGAUAGCCCAAAUGAAAAUAAAAGAAGAAGCAGAGAGGAGACACCAGGAGGAAGUGGCCUUAAGAGAAAUGAAAAUGAUACACAAGAAAAAGAGCAAAGACGAGGAGGAGGAGGAGGAGUGGCGCGCGAGCGGCAGCAGCGACGCGGCCAGCGCGGGCCCGGGCCCGGGCCGGGGCGGCGCGGGCCCGGGCCCGGGCCGGGGCCGCCGCCCGGCCACGUGGCGCGCCGCAGACUCCAGCGGGCCCGACCCCGACUCCGACUCCGACGAGCCGCUGUUCGACCUGCACGACGAGCCCGACCUGGACUACUCCAAAUCUGACCAUGAGUUUUCGCCGGAGUCCGACUUGGAAAGUGGCGAUCCAGUCGAACCGCUCAAGAGGGCGAGAACUUUACAAGAGGAGAGCGAGCACUGCGGCGGCUGCAUGCGGUGCGGCAGCGGCGAGCAGCCGGAGUGGAUCCUGCUGUGCGACGGCUGCGACGCCGGCUACCACGCCUCCUGCCUCAAGCCCAUGCUGCUGCUCGUGCCCGAGGGCGACUGGUUCUGUCCGCCCUGCAACCACAAUAUGUUGAUAAGUUCUCUUGAAAAGGAGCUCAACAACUACGACGAGUUGGUGACGCGUGUAGAGGCGGAACGAGCGCGCAAGAAAGAAGAAGAGCCCGAGAAACAAAGCAGCGACGAGAAAGGAGAGGAUCCUGAGGAGAAUGACCAAGAAGCGGAAGCGAGCAGUAGUUCGUGGUCGUCAUCUUCGGAGGAGGAGGAGGAGGCGGUGUACAGACUGCGGGCUCGACGGCAGCUGCCCGUCAGCUACCACGCGCAGGAGUACGACCGCCUCAUCAGCUCGGCCAUCAAGGAAGAAUAUGUGGAACCCACGACAAGUGCGGGUAAUCAGGGGCGAGGCAAAGACAUAUCAACGAUUAUCGAGGCGGCCGAAGAGGAGAAACUGAAGGCAGAGAGGGAAGCUAUUGAACAGGGUAAGCCGGUUGAAGUGAAGAAAUUGCGUAAAAAGACACGACGAAAGCCGCGCAAACUGAACUCGCUCGAAGUGCCUUCAGAGGACGACGACGAGACCGACGAAGAUUUCAAGGACACCGGUAUGGAGUCGUCGUCAGAGGACAUAUCAUCGUCCGCUGAGCGGGACAGCUCCAGUGAUUCCGGAUCAACUGACUCCUUACCUAUACGACGAACGGGCAGAACUGAUAAGAAAGAGCGUGCAAAAAUGACAGAAUCUUCUCCAGAGGUGAAGAAGAAGAAGAAAGUUUUUGACGACACCUCGAGUCUUACAUUAGGAAUUUGGAUUUUAACCAACAAACCCAGCAAGCCCAAACAUUCCAGACCGAAACCUCGCCCGCCAAAGAACCGGGACAAAUCCAAACGUAGACGCAAACGCAAGAGUGGCGGACUGACGCAGUACGACGCGGACGGGAACGUGAUCCGAGCGCGGGUCACCUACGGAGGACUCAGCGACGACGGACCCAACGACUGGUCGCCCAAGCACCGCACGCGCCAGCGCAAGAUCAACUACACGGAGAUGCCCAACACGGAGUCAGAGGACGAGAUGCACAAGUCGAGCGGUAAGCACAUGCCGGACAGCUCGGAUGAGUUCAAGCUGGAGGAUUCGGAGCUGAGCUCGGACUCGGGCUCGGAGCGGGCCGGGGCCGGGCCUGGGGCCGGGCCGGAGGGCGAGCCCGGGGGCGGGGCCGGGGACGGGGGCGGGGCCGGGGCCGGGCCGCUGUCGGACGAGGCCGACCGCCGCAAGGCGCUCACGGACCUCAUCAAGACGGCCGUGGUCCCGCUCGAGAAGCUGCCAGAGGACGUCACCAAGGCCAAGACCGAGGAGCUGCAGGCGCAUCUCAACGCGCAACAGGAGGCUGCUGCGGCGGCGGCGGCGGCGGCGGCGGCUGCAGCGAGACGCGGCGCUUCCGGACGUGGCCGCGGCGGGCGGGGCUCGCGUGGGGCGCGUGGGGCGCGCGGCGGGCCCGGACACGCGGGGCACUCCACGGGGCACGCGGGGCACGCGGGGCACCCGGGGCCCCCGCAGCACCCGGGGCCCGCACACGACGCGGGGCCCGCGCCCGACGACGCGCUCGCCAAGCUCGUCGGCGUCAAGAUCAAAGAUCUGAGAACAGAUGCUACGGUGCUACGGCCUAAUCAAGCGGAACGUGAAAGAAAACGACAGGAACGCGAAGCGAAACAGGCCGAGAAAGAGGCUCGCAAAAUAGAACGUCUACAGAAGAAAGAAGAGAAGGAGAAGUUAAAAGAACAGAAAGCAAAGGAAAGGGAAGAGAAAAAGCUCGCGAAAAUAGCGUUACAGGAGAGUAAGAGAAUGAAAAAAGAGAAGCCGGAGUAUCCGCUGUCCGGGCCCAUAGGUUACGGCAUGCCGAUACGAGCGUCCGGCCCCGAGAUGCAGAGGAUGAACAUGUAUGGCAACUCGCCGAUGCAGGUCCGACAUCCCGGGGACUACCAGGACCAAAGGUUCCCCACGCAGCCCAGGUUGCAGGUGCGGGCGGAGCUUCGCGGCGUCCUGGUGGGCGACGAGCGUCCUCCCCGCGCUGCGCUACGUGACGGCACGUUAUCGGUAGCCGGUUCACCGCAGCCGUUCAAACCUAUCACAGAGGAGCCCAGUAUUAUCACCAGGAUGCCGCACAUGAUCAAUCAACAAUACAGAGGACCGAUGAUGUACCCGGGCGGCAACGCGGCGUACGGAGCGCGCGCGCAGAACGUGGCCAUGUACCCGCUGCAUCCCGGCAUGGGGCCCGGGGCACCAGCGGGGCCCGGGCCCGCGCGCCAGUACCCGCCCCACUACUACCACAUGCGAGCCCUCGCAGCCUACCCCGGGCCCCGCGGGUACCCGGGGCCGCCGGGGCCCGCGGCGGGGCCCCCCCCGGCGUUGGGGCCCGCCCCGGGACCCGCACCGGGGCCGGCGUUAGGACCGACGCUGGGGCCGGCGUCGGGGCCGACGCUGGGCCCCCCGGGCCCCGCCCCGGAGGGCGGCGUGCAGAUCAAGGCGGAGGUGAAGACGGAGCCCGAGUACCGGUCGCCGGCGGCGUCCCCGCGCGCCGCGUCGCCGCGCGAGGAGCCCCCGCCGCGGAACCACCCCAAGAUCAAGCACACAGACAACAAGGACCGCCGCCCGCGGUUCCCGCUCGGGCCCUACGCGCCCUAUGCGCCCUACGGGCCCUACGCGCCCCAGCACGACGGUCCGGGUGGGUUGGUGAGCCUGCAGCCGCGGCCUCCUCCGCCGGGCGCCCCCCCCGCCCCCGCGCCCCCCGCCCCCGCCCCCUCCCCCGCGGGGUACGCGCCGCCGUACCCGCCGCGGCCGCCCUACGCCGCGCCGCGCCCGCCGCCCCGCGCGGGGCCCCCCGCCGACACAGAGCCGCCGCCGGACCGUACGUACCCCGCCCCCGGCCCCGCCCCCGCCGACACAGAGCCGCCGCCGGACCGUACGUACCCCGCCCCCGGCCCCGCCCCCGCCGAGACAGAGCCGCCGCCGGACCGUACGUACCCCUCCCCCGCCCCCGCCCCCGCCGAGACAGAGCCGCCGCCGGACCGUACGUACACCUCCCCCGCCCCCGCCCCCGCCCCCGCCCCCGCCGAGACAGAGCCGCCGCCGGACCGUACGUACACCUCCCCCGCCCCCGCCCCCGCCCCCGCCCCCGCCCCCGCCGAGACAGAGCCGCCGCCGGACCGUACGUACACCGCCCCCGGCCCCGCCCCCUCCCCCGCCGAGACAGAGCCGCCGCCGGAUUGUACGUACGCCGCCCCCGGCCCCGCCCCCGCCCCCGCCGACACAGAGCCGCCGCCGGACCCGUACACCGCCCCCGCCCCCGCCCCCUCCCCCGCCGACACAGAGCCGCCGCCGGACCGUACGUACACCGCCCCCGCCCCCGCCCCCUCCCCCGCCGACACAGAGCCGCCGCCGGACCAGCCGCCGCCGGACCGUACGUACACCGCCCCCGCCCCCGCCCCCUCCCCCGCCGACAGAGCCGCCGCCGGACCGUACGUACACCGCCCCCGCCCCGCCCCCGCCCCCGCCGACACAGAGCCGCCGCCGGAUUGUACGUACACCGCCCCCGCCCCCGCCCCCUCCCCCGCCGACACAGAGCCGCCGCCGGACCCCACCGCCCCCGCCCCCGCCCCCUCCCCCGCCGAGACAGAGCCGCCGCCGGACCGUACGUACACCUCCCCCGCCCCCGCCCCCGCCCCCGCCCCCGCCCCCGCCGAGACAGAGCCGCCGCCGGACCGUACGUACACCUCCCCCGCCCCCGCCCCCGCCGAGACAGAGCCGCCGCCGGACCGUACGUACACCUCCCCCGCCCCCGCCCCCCUCCCCCGCCGACACAGAGCCGCCGCCGGACCGUACGUACACCGCCCCCGCCCCCGCCCCCUCCCCCGCCGACACAGAGCCGCCGCCCCGUACGUACACCGCCCCCCCCCGCCCCCUCCCCCCGCCGACACAGAGCCGCCGCCGGACCGUACACCGCCCCCGCCCCCGCCCCCUCCCCCGCCGACACAGAGCCGCCGCCGGACCGUACGUACACCGCCCCCGCCCCCGCCCCCUCCCCCGCCGACACAGAGCCGCCGCCGGAGAGCCCCCGCCGCCCCCUCCCCCGCCGGAGCCGCCGCCGGACGUACGUACACCGCCCCCGCCCCCGCCCCCCCCCCCGCCGACACAGAGCCGCCGCCGGACCGUACGUACCCCGCCCCCGGCCCCGCCCCCGCCGACACAGAGCCGCCGCCGGACCGUACGUACCCCGCCCCCGGCCCCGCCCCCGCCGACACAGAGCCGCCGCCGGACCGUACGUACCCCGCCCCCGGCCCCGCCCCCGCCCCCGCCCCACAAAUAACUCAAAUUCAUAUCAACAGUAUCAAAAUGAGCAACGUAAUAUUAUAUUUAUAUUUCUUGUUACUGUGUACAGCUGUACCGCGCGCCCCGACUGCGGAGCCCGCCCCGUCGCCGCCGGCUGACAGCCCCGGGCUCCGCAUCCAGACCCCGGAGCUGCAGGCGCCCGCCGCGCAGUCCCCGGGGCCCCCGGGACCCCCGGAGCCCCCCGGGGGACCCAGGGCGCCCCCGGAGCCCGCACCGUACCCCAAGCCGCCGGAGACUGUACAUAAAGAAGAUUCCCCUCCGCGGCUCGACCACAGUAUUAUAAAGCGGGAAGUGGGCGAGGAAGGCGGCGUGUUCGGCGGACUCGUCAGCUACUUCUCCAGCCAGCACGAGGACGACAUGGACGCGUAGGACCGGACCGGACCCGGACCGGACCGGACCGGACCCGGACCGGACCGGACCCGGCCGGACUUGUACAUAAGAUACAAUAGAUAAUUCUAUUUAUACGACGGCGAGUAUCCGCCUCCGCGUAGUUUGUACCCUAUGUAUGAUAUUAUAAUAAAUUUAGAGAUGUAACGACAUAUAUGAGUCUUUUUGGUCUCGAAUAAAAAAUGAUGUAUUAUUAUUUUUGGUUUUGUUUAAGUGAGAUUUAUUUAUAUACAAUACAAAUUAUAAGUACUUACUGUAUACUCUAAAUACGAAUUUUAUUAAAAAGAUUAAUGAAAUAUAUGAUUUCUUU
This is a messenger RNA of Achroia grisella, 8098 nucleotides long. RefSeq lists its product as uncharacterized. Gene Ontology annotation, cellular component: RSF complex. Gene Ontology annotation, biological process: regulation of DNA-templated transcription. Bases 181 to 7770 code for a protein of 2529 amino acids. The record is from RefSeq and is a predicted model, not a curated record. The transcript is spliced from 29 exons. NCBI's taxonomy places the organism in Eukaryota, Metazoa, Arthropoda, Insecta, Lepidoptera, Pyralidae.